AUGAGUAAAGGCAAAAUCAUCCAAUUAUCCAUAGUUACGCUUCUUGGCGCGGCCAUAACUAUUCUGGCGUUAUACAUGUUCAGCGAAGGUCCAACGGGAACCCUUACACACGAUGAUAUCAAAUCACUCAGUGCUGAAAAUCCAUUCAGGUUUAAGGAUUCUGGUGAAAACGGAGAAAACACCGUUACAGAGGUUAAGUUCUUUACUUGUUUGAACAAAAUUUUGAAGUCCCUGAAAUCCGCAGAUAAUAAUCUUAUUCGAGUUUUGUGCUGCAACGAAAUUCUUGAAAAAGAAGCAGAGGAAAAAGGAAAUGGUGAAAGGGAGGCACAUGUAAGGAAUGCGAUCAUUGAAGCUAGAAACUUGAUGUUUGGGGUCUCAAAUUCCAAAGAGACUAUUGAAAAGAUAUUGAAGAAAGGAAAUGAAAAAAGCGGUGAGGAACUUAUAGAAGCUAUUCCAAGUGCAUUUUUUGAAGCCCUAUCAGCCGAGCAACCCCAUAAACAAGCAAAGGGUGAGGAGCUCAACACUGCACUGGCCAAUCUUUUUAUCUGGUUAUGGCUCAAUGGAUCUCUUCCAGAGGAUAAGAAUACACAAACAUUCCGCAAGACUUAUGCAGACAAUCAGAGUGUUCAAAACCUUCUCAAGAGUCUGGAUGAGGAAACCAAAGGGGUUGCAAACUCAAAAAUAUCUGUUACAAUAGAAAACAAGGAAAUUAGCAUGUCAGUGAUUGAGCACAUACUUACCUCCAUAUUCCAAGCAAGUAUGCGCAUGGGAAGUGGUAUUCCUCAGGUUAGCUUGCCAGUAAAAAUGGCUAUUAUAUCUGCAGGAGCAGGUUUAGAAAAAGAAAAGCCUAAGGAUAUUAAUCAGGGAAAGGGAAUUAUUGAGUUUCUUUUUGGAUCGAAUGAAGAUAAAAGCAAGAACGAAACUUCUGCUGACGAAGCUAAGUCUACUACUGAUGCUGAUGGUGCGAAAUAA
Messenger RNA from Encephalitozoon romaleae SJ-2008, 972 nucleotides. RefSeq lists its product as hypothetical. The coding region runs from base 1 to 972 and encodes 323 amino acids. The transcript has a single exon. The record is from RefSeq and is a predicted model, not a curated record. NCBI's taxonomy places the organism in Eukaryota, Fungi, Microsporidia, Unikaryonidae.